Molecule: messenger RNA, 1761 nt
Organism: Aspergillus candidus
Lineage: Eukaryota; Fungi; Ascomycota; Eurotiomycetes; Eurotiales; Aspergillaceae
Exons: 3
Coding region: 181-1449 (422 amino acids)
Source: RefSeq, a predicted model, not a curated record
GUCACGUCCAAGGUAAUAUCAUCCAAUACGAGUUAUCUUCCCUAGUACCUCAUUUGAUGGUCCUUCCUACUCUCUGUCCAUUAGUUAUUUCCCCCACCUACCUAUACAUCGCACUCACCCACUGAUAGAACACGACUGGCUCUACUCCGAUCAAACUCCGUGCAUGAGUAACCCGCCACCAUGUUGGCUCUCCGAGACCAGGAGAAUCUGGUGCACGCCCACCAGACGGUGGCCGCUUCGAAGCCCUUGAAUCAAGGCGCCAGGACCCUUCAACCGAAAACCCCGGGUGCCCGUGCCCCGAAGACACCGUUCAAGAUCCCACUGAACGACGAGAAUGAUCCGCUGGGUUUUGGGAAGAAAACCGUCAAGGGGACGGGGAAGCAGAAGGAGACUACCAAGCUCUCUGUGAAAGAUGCGUUUGCUACACCGAUGGACACCCGUCAGCGGGCCCCCCUCGGAAUGAAAACGACCAAUGCCAAGGCCAGAGGUCUGCAGACCCCUGCAGCACCGGGGACGAUGAAGCCGGAGAGGACGACAAAACGUGCUUCCACCCAGAAAGUCAAGAAGUUCGCCCCGUUGACCGAGCCGAGUCAGCCCGAGGUGCAGGCGCAACCUGCCCCGGAUGACGUUCCCGACAUUGAAUACAUGCCGCCCAAGCCCAAAGCACUUUUAGAUAUCCCUGAUGAUAUCACGUACGACACCACGUUCCCCCAGUUCCAACCGCAGAAUCUCGCCCUAGGACUGGAAAGCGUGUAUGGAGACAAUGAAGUUGGGGAGGAUGGGCUCACCCGCCGACAGCGCAAGUUCCAGGAGGAUUCCAUCGCGGUCGACAAGAUGGUAGACGAGAUGAUCCUGAAGUCGGUGGAGAGUAUUGGGUUCGAGGACACCCCGCAGGUCACUCUUCCGCGCAAGACCCGCGCACAGGAACUCCCCCAGCGUCGCACCAGGGCCACUGCAAACAAGGCCAAGGAGAACAGCCACACCGAUGUCUCCACCGUCCGCGCCCGCAAUGCGGCCGCUGCUCUAUCCGGCACCGACAGACCAACCACGCGCACCAGGUCCGCCGCCCUGCCGAAGCCCAAGCCCCGAGUCGCUUCCUCCAUGUUUGCAUCCCGCAAGCCUCGUGCUCCGGCCAACCCGUCCCCGAUGCGCAACACCGCCGCAGCCGCCCGCUCCCGCACGACGGUGGGGUACACCAAGGGCCGCGACAUGUCAUCCAAGCUCCAUGGUCCGUCGCCGGCCGCCCCGGAGGUUCUCGAACCCGCAGGCGCGAACAUCCUGUCCCCGGAGACCUACCUGCUGCCUUCUCCCGCUGGAUCGUCACUCUUCGACAGCGAAAUCCCCCAUGUCCCGCAGCCAGACGAAGGCUCGUUGGCCCAGGAAGAGGAAGAAAGGCUCCCGACUUUCGACGAGGAUGAGGAAGCCCAGAACUUCCAGCUCGCGUUGUAAACGGGAUCCUUUAUUACAUCGUUCUCCAGAAGGAGAUCGGAUACGUCGGAAUGCCCCGGGGACUGCAUUAGCGGUCAGGACUCAGGAGUCUCAUGGGAUGAGGUGUUAUGCUAUGCUUUGUGUUUUGCUCCAUUUGUGAAUUUUUUUCUUUCUAAUACUGUUCUUCUUUACUGUCAUCGUUUUCAUGAAUGAAUCGCCGGAACAACGGCACGGACUGGCUAUACAAUGGGAUGGGGGCCGGUAACAGGGAAAUUCCACCAGAGGGUGGCGUUAAUGUGUAUGUUUACGAAUGUUAUUCCAAUCAGAUCAAAG